AUGUCGGACAUGCCGUCAGGACCUUGGGAGAACCUCAGCGCAGACUUUUGUGGCUCGCUUCCCACGGGUGAAUAUUUGUUCGUAGUGAUUGAUGAAUACUCGCGAUUUCCUGUUGUUGAAAUCGUGAAAUCAACUUCCGCUAACACAACCAUACCCGUAUUGGACAAAUUGAUCUCUACAUUGGGCGUACCAAAAGUCAUAAAAACCGAUAAUGGAAGCCCAUUCAACUCCCAUGCAUUCAAGGAGUUUGCCGAGAACAUUGGUUUCCAUCAUCGACGCAUCACUCCAAGAUGCCUGAAAGCUAAUUCCCAAGUUGAAUCGUUCAAUAAGCCAAUGAUGAAAGCCGUUCGUGCCGCACACAUUGAAAGAAAGAACUGGAAGCAAGAGCUAUUCAAAUUCCUUCGCCAGUACAGGGGGACGCCUAACCCAUCAACCGGAUUUGCACCGUUCUUACUUCUGUUCAAUCGUGAAACUAGGACCAAACUUCCUCAAGUUCCGACACAUAAAUCAAAUGCUGUCGACGAACUGAUGAACUUCAUUGUGGUGAUGUCGUCCUCAUGA
Saccostrea cuccullata (small rock oyster) is the source of this 561-nucleotide messenger RNA. RefSeq lists its product as uncharacterized. Gene Ontology annotation, molecular function: nucleic acid binding. Gene Ontology annotation, biological process: DNA integration. The transcript has a single exon. Bases 1 to 561 code for a protein of 186 amino acids. Lineage: Eukaryota; Metazoa; Mollusca; Bivalvia; Ostreida; Ostreidae. The record is from RefSeq and is a predicted model, not a curated record.